This is a messenger RNA of Heterotrigona itama, 5338 nucleotides long. The record is from the annotation of a GenBank genome assembly. NCBI's taxonomy places the organism in Eukaryota, Metazoa, Arthropoda, Insecta, Hymenoptera, Apidae.
AUGCCUGUGUCGAAGAAUAUAGAAUUAAUACAUAUGACAAAACAUAAAAUAACGUAUCAAAUACAACGUAUAAAAUUUAUACUUGAAGAACAAAGCGUGAAGAAAUUCGACCAGCAGUUGAUAUAAAUCUUCCGUGUCUUUGUAAUCAUAAAUUCUUCGAAGCUCUUUAGUGUCUGAACACUUAAUUUCCGUCCUUAUUAUACCGCGUGGAGUAGGUUCGCCAGCGUAACCAAAUCUAUUUUCAAAUCAUGCGUCAAUAUACAUUAGCAUGUUAGAAUUUUUUCCCCCCAUAAAGAUAAAUGCACGUACUUUGUAUAUGCGCUGCCAAUAUCCAAUAUUACCAUUUGUUUGUCCGAAAAAAAACGGAUGCCUUCGUAAGUACGAAGCAUUUUGACAGAUCUUUCUGUUGUACCGCGGAGUCCUGUUGUAAUAUAACCUAAAACAGUAAUCCACAAAGUGCAAAUCGAUCGAACAAAUCUUCGAGCUUUUAGAUUGACAGGAAAUUCGAUUGAUGUAAUUAUCGCUAAUGUUUCUAUUUUCAUCUACAUUUAAACACAAAACACAAAAGUUGUAGGUGAUUGUAAACUUCCCUUUACAUUUGGAAUGCAAGCAGAACAUAUGAAUCAUUUAGUUCGAAACGCUUGAACUUUUCUUCAAGUUCUCCAUUCUCCAUACUUUUAUAUAUUUUAUUAUCUAUUUUUGCAUUGCAAGGUAAGAUUUUCAUACAGGGUUCAAAGAAGACAAUAAACUAUGAGCUUUAUAAUAAUUAUAUGACAAACUUUAUUAAUACCUAAUAGAGGAAAAUGCAUAUGUUUAAACAAUCAUUUCAAGUUCCCUUGCAUAAUCGAUGGCUAAUGUGGCCAGAUCUGCACUGGGAAUUGGUUCUUCGGUUUUCUUUUCGUUGGCUGUACUGAAGUAGAAGUAACUGUCUUUCGCUAGAUUCCAGUUCUUUUUCGCUGCAAAUGCUUUCAUGUCAUCCUCCGAGCUUAGGUUCAACAUCCUCGAGGCGUCCUGAAUGGAGAUCUUGUCGUAUGCACUUUCCAUGCACGCUCCUAUCUCAUCCCGAACAGUGUUCAACAAAAUAUCUAUGAAGAAAUUGUAAGACGCUGCUGGUACGUUGCCCUUUGCUAAGAAUAUCUUAUUGUAUGAACCUUCCAUUAAAUACUGUUCUAAGCUCAAAGGGUGUCUGAUAUAAACGUUGGAUUGUAUUUGAUCCGAAGGCAGCAAUUCCAAUUCCGUGUGAAACUCGGCCACGCGGUUCUGAGACAGCAGGAAUAAAAGAUUCAAGCCAAGAAGAUGAUAUUUAUAUGCAGACUCCAUCAAUUCAGAUUUAUAAUCGAAAUAGUAACACUUCAAUUGUGCCAUAUAGCGUUCGAAGGAAGGUAUAUCUUCGGUCACGAUGCUCCAUUGCGCACCAAUCUCUAAAAUAUCACCUGCAACCCAAGUUUGCAAAUAUAGUAACAAUGCUAAAAUUCAUACAUACAUUUGUACUUACGUGCUAUGAGUAAUUCAUUUUGACUAGCUGUGCUAUUCGAUGUUGGCAGAAACAUUAAAUGCGUAAGGCCAACCUGUGGAAAUCAGUUGUUCGAUAAUUAAUAGAUAUAUUAUAUCGUGAAAAUACGAUGACAAUACGCUUUUGACACAAUGAAUGAAAGGUUAUGUUGACAUCGUUUAUUAAUCGAAAAAUGCUGGAAAUAUUUUCGAAUAAACUUUACACGCUUCGUAUAUAGAUCACCUUUAAUUGAUUGAGUAGUUCACCGCAUUUCUUCAAAUUGCACGGAGUCGCCGCCCAUUCAUCUUUUAAAUUUUUGUACACAGGAACAACAUCCUUCAACGCUGCCAUUUUCGGGCACACUGUUAUCAUGCAGCAUAGGCUUCAUAAAUAUGCAUUUUUAUAGAUGCAAAGUAGAAAGAGAAAACAAAAAUGCAAAUUGCGUGAGAAUAAGUACUACUUAAAAUAUACAGCAACGAAACAGCAGAUUUAAAAUACAGGUAUAGCAACAAAAAUACAUAUAUACGUAUAUAAUUUAUCGUUAUUUUAUAUUUAUUAGAUCAGUUUUACAUAUAAAAUUGACGAAACAUUUAGAAGAAUAUUCGAUAAGCAAAUUAUACGAUUACGAACUUGGCUAUUUCAUGAUGCAUGCAAGCAUAAAUUUUCACCAAUCAGCCAAUCGAAAUAAUGCAUUUGGUUAAUUGUUACUUGCACGUUACUUCGUAAUUUACCUUCAAUUACUCAUCGACGUAAAAGAUAUUUUCCAUUAACUGUCACGAAUCGAAACAGAAAUAUUUUGAAAUUCGAAAUUUUCAAUGCAUUUUACACGCAUGAAAGUGGAGAGAUGCGUGCAUUGCGGCUACGUCUUAAGGCCGUAUCUAUUAGUGCGAAGGGACUUGAUGCACUUGAGAAAAACGAUCUUUACCGGCCUUCAACUUCCUCUUCCCGUAACUGGAUAUAAUGGCGUCUGGAGUAAGUCUCUCUCAUGCAAUUCGAAUUACUAAACAUCGUGAUCGUAGUGAACAGACGGAAAUACAGAUCCCGAUAGAAACAGAAAUCAACGUGGAUAUUAACUAAUGGAGGACCGAUUUAUUUCAGACACUUUACACGUACCCGGAAAACUUCAGAGCUUACAAGGUGCUCAUUGCAGCUCAGUAUUCCGGUGCCCAGAUCAAGAUCGCCGAUGAUUUCGUUUUCGGCGAGACGAAUAAAACCGAAGCAUUCUUGAAGAAGUUCCCACUGGGCAAGUGGCCAACGACCAGCUGAGAGGCAAAACUGACCUUGAACGUGCAGAAAUCAUCCAGUGGUUCGGCUUUGCAGAUUCUGAGAUUCUCCCAGCUAGUUGCGCAUGGGUGUUUCCAUUGCUUGGAAUAAUGCCUUACAAUAAACAGAACGUAGAACACGCUAAGGAUGAUGUAAAGAAAGCGCUAACUGCCCUUAAUUUUCAUUUACUCACACGUACUUAUCUAGUUGGAGAACGAUUGACAUUAGCAGAUAUUAGUGUAGCUAUGACAUUACUUCAUUUGUACCAAUAUAUCCUCGAACCAAAUCUACGUAAACCAUACCAGAAUGUAAAUCGAUGGUUUCAAACUGUUAUUUAUCAGCCCGAGUCCAUGGCUGUAAUUGGUGCCUUUAAAUUGGCUGAGAAAACUCUUGAAUAUGAUCCAAAGAAAUUUGCAGAAACUCAAGGAAAGUCUUCAAAGAAAGAGAAAAAGGAGAAGGAAUCUAAGAAAGAAUCAAAGGAACCAAAAGAAUCUAAGAAAGAAGCUGUCGAAGAUCUUGAUCCAACGGAUGCUAUUUUGGCCGCCGAACCUAAAAAUACAAAUCCUUUUGAUACAUUACCUAAAGGCACUUUCGAUCUUGAUGAUUUUAAAAGAUUUUAUUCUAAUGAAGACGAGUCGAAGUCUAUACCUUACUUCUGGCAAAAGUUCGAUCCAGACCAUUAUAGUAUUUGGCUUGGUGAAUACAAAUAUAACAAUGAGCUAACGAAGGUUUUCAUGUCUUGCAAUCUCAUAAGUGGAAUGUAUCAACGAUUAGAUAAAAUGCGAAAAGCUGCAUUUGCCAGCGCCUGUCUUUUCGGUACAGAUAACGACAGUAGCAUCAGUGGUAUUUGGGUUUGGCGUGGGCACGAACUUGCUUUCACGUUGAGUCCAGACUGGCAGGUAGAUUAUGAAUCAUACAGUUGGACUAAGUUAGACCCAACUAAAGAAGAAACAAAACAGUUGGUUCAACAAUAUUUUAGCUGGACCGGCACCGAUAAGGAGGGACGUAAAUUUAAUCAGGGAAAAAUUUUCAAGUAAAAAUUUGCCAUAUGCUUAUUAUUAAACAGAACACUUUGUUCGCAAGAAAUAAACGUAAAAAAAACUGAUAAGAUAUUAUCAAAGUUUACAUGCAAACCCUUAGAAUCCUGUAUUGAAAUAGGGUGAUUUUCAGAAAAAAAAUGUUCCUUUCUGUAAGUCUCUGAUCUGAUAACUCGAUGCUUUCAUCUUUUGAAACUUACAUUGCGUUCAUAUUACGAUACCGAUCGAAAAUUAGUUCAAACGCACGUUUCUUAGUAUUUGGAUUUAUUUUAGUGUCAUACGAAUGUCAUUAAAUUUCAGUGGAAUAUGUACAACAUAUUUCACUUCUUUAUCUCUAUUUAUAGAAAUUCUUUUUCAUACGACUGCAUUAAAUUAUUUAAUUUAUAAAUUGUUUCUAAUGUAUGUCAAAAGUAAUUUAAAUAGAUUUAAGGUGUUACUUUGUUCAUUUGUUAUUGUUUAAUAAAGAAGCAUAUAGCAUGAUUUUUGAUAUAGAAACAGAAAAAUUACGGAUACCACUUAAGUAUGCUGCUAUACGUACUAUAAUUCAUCUUCCAUAUACUAGUUGUGUGAACUAUAGUUUUAAAUAUAAUGCAUAUUUUUACAAAAAUGAAGUUGUUGAUUCUUCGACAUACUACAAUAAAUUUCUAUAUUUCACGCACUUUGUAUCAAUAUUUAAAUAUCAAAUCCAAAGGCACAGAGAUUGUGUUUUGAUUAUUUAUUUUUGAGUUUCAACAAAAACAAUGGCAAACAACAAAAUGUUUUUUUACAUUGUAUUUACAAAAAAAAUAUCUUGCUGUUAAUUUACGGCACUUAAAAUCCCCUUUCGUCCAUCCAUGCUUUAACAAGAUUUACAAAAUCUCCUCUGAAUUUAAUUUCACCCAACAGUUCAUUAGUGCGAAUGCCUAUUGGUCUGUUUACCCUUUUCUCUAUAUACUCCUUCAAUUCAGAUUCUAAUGCCCAAAUAUCUCCGUGAAUUUUGCGGACAGUAGUUAUCCUUCGUAGUCCUCGAUGAAAUAUUUCAAGAUAAACUGGUUGCAUGUAGUUUUUUGUCCGGGUUACAUAAUAUGGGUAAUCGUGCGGCUUGGCUAUUCAGUAAUUGAACAAAUUAGCAAACUCCAUUAUAAAUAUUGUAACAGUGUACAUGAAAUAAAACAACUUACCAACAGGUGGUUUCCAUCCGGAUGGAUAUUCUUUACUUUCUAAGCAGGGAAUAGGUAUGACCUUUGGUCUAAGUACACGUUCUACAUAUUCCCAUUCUUUUGGAUCUUUUGUCACCUCAUAAUCCGUGUAUUUGGAGGGAUCUGUAUAUUUGGGUGAGCUCGUGUAAGUUCCCCAUCUUUUUUGUAUCUAAUAUGAAUGAAAAUAUCUUGCAUGAGGUUUUCGAUUAAAAUUAAAUUCUAUAUAUAUAUAAUUAAUAUUUUUAUAUACUUUUACGAUAUAUGUAUAUCAUAACAAUCGCAUAGGAAAUAAAAUAAUUCUAAAUAUCCUAAAUAUUGUUUUGAUUAAACGUACAAAUAUUUAUAGGUUACCGUGGAAAACCGAAUAA